AACCAUCAGCACCGCAGCAGCCACCUCCCAAAGACAAGUCAACCUCACCGAGGAGAAGCAGAGAGAAGGGAGAAGAUGUCGGGGCGCGGUAAGGGAGGAAAGGGGCUCGGCAAGGGCGGGGCCAAGCGCCACCGGAAGGUGCUCCGGGACAACAUCCAGGGCAUCACCAAGCCGGCGAUCCGUCGUCUGGCGCGGCGGGGCGGCGUGAAGCGCAUCUCGGGGCUCAUCUACGAGGAGACCCGCGGCGUGCUCAAGAUCUUCCUCGAGAACGUCAUCCGCGACGCCGUCACCUACACCGAGCACGCCCGCCGCAAGACCGUCACUGCCAUGGACGUCGUCUACGCGCUCAAGCGCCAGGGCCGCACCCUCUACGGCUUCGGCGAAAUACGCUUUCCAAACUGUCCUAGCAACAGCCUGAGUUUACGUCUCCGAACCAGAAAUCCGUCCAAAAUUUCGCGGCAGCGAGCGACGCGCCCCGCGCAAAAAAAUCCAUCCAAAAACUGCGGGGUCCCACCCGCCAUAGACCCACCGAUGCGCAGACGCUCCUCGCAUUCCCGCACCCCGCUUCCUCCUCAGAAAAGAAACACACCUCCGCCGCCACGUCACCGAUCCGCGGCACCCCUCGUCCUCGCUCCCCUCCAUCGACCCCCCAUCCGACGGAUCGCACCCCGCAUCACGCGGAUCGCGGCCGCCCCCGGGCACAAAGCCAGCAGCUAUAAAUUCGCCUCGCCCCAGAAGCCUGCUCCAUCCACCUCAUCGCUCUACACCUCACAAAGACAGGUCAACCUCACCGAGGAGAAGAAAGGAGAAGCGAGAAGGAUGUCGGGGCGCGGCAAGGGAGGCAAGGGUCUGGGCAAGGGCGGCGCCAAGCGCCACCGGAAGGUCCUCCGCGACAACAUCCAGGGUAUCACCAAGCCGGCGAUCCGUCGUCUGGCGCGUCGGGGCGGCGUGAAGCGCAUCUCGGGGCUCAUCUACGAAGAGACCCGCGGCGUGCUCAAGAUCUUCCUCGAGAACGUCAUCCGCGACGCCGUCACCUACACCGAGCACGCCCGCCGCAAGACCGUCACCGCCAUGGACGUCGUCUACGCCCUCAAGCGCCAGGGACGCACCCUCUACGGAUUCGGAGGCUAGGCCACCACCGCCGCCAGAUUAGAGUGUCUAGGGUUCGUGGUCUUUGAUGUAAUCGCAGUAUCUCGCUGUUGUUUGCUAUCUUCUGUAGAAUGGAAUUGAAUGGAAAUCGAACUAGUUUAUCCUUGAAA
Molecule: messenger RNA, 1259 nt
Organism: Triticum aestivum (bread wheat)
Lineage: Eukaryota; Viridiplantae; Streptophyta; Magnoliopsida; Poales; Poaceae
Exons: 2
Coding region: 76-1131 (351 amino acids)
Cellular component (GO): nucleosome
Molecular function (GO): structural constituent of chromatin; DNA binding; protein heterodimerization activity
Source: RefSeq, a predicted model, not a curated record